Molecule: messenger RNA, 1461 nt
Organism: Didymodactylos carnosus
Lineage: Eukaryota; Metazoa; Rotifera; Eurotatoria; Philodinida; Philodinidae
Source: the annotation of a GenBank genome assembly
AUGCAACGCAACGUUUUGCGACAGAACAAUAACAACUCUUUAGCGUCAACUACAACCACAACAACAACGGAAAAUACACGUCGAAAACGAACUCGAUCGACACAUACUAAUGAAAGUGAUGGACAAAGUCUAUCACCGACAUCAAAUCUCCCCGCUGUUACCAAACGACAAAGAAAUGCUGGUGUUUCCACUGUAGCAUCGCGAAAUCCUAGUCGUCCAGUUUCACAAUAUCGUUUUCGUAAUCGUUCCCAAACAGUAACUCGCUCGUCAACACCAGAUCCACGACAACGAUUGACGUCUCGAAGAAGACAAAAUCAAAAUGCGAUUGUUAAUCAUCUGACAACGUCAAGCUCAAUAACAACAACAACAACAACGACACUUAGAGGAGCUGAUAAUCAUGCACAGCAUUUAAAUUCGGAUCAGCUAUUGCCACCUAUUAAUGAUUCAAAUCGAACACGGUAUAAUCUUCGUCCUCGUACUCAAUGUCAACAACAGCAAGUACAAGCGCCGCCGAUUAGACCAUCCUCUGUAGCCCUAAGAGCGCGACCGUCGGCAACUACACGUACAAACGUGACGAGAACACGUGAAGAAAAUCCGUCCACGAAUAGUUCAGCUUCUGCUCUACAGUCACUUCCGGUGAGUUCUACUAUUGAGCCUAUGACGAUGGCAUUAGACCCUGAUUUAUCACAGAUUCCUAGUCCUCACGAAUCUGAACGAAGUAGAACAACAACAACUGUACCACUUGCCCUUCCUACUAUAUCACGUCCAGCAACACGACAAUAUCGUUUUAUUUAUUUAAAUGAUUCAGACAAUGACGAGACCCUACCGGUGCCGUCAUCGAUAAAUGCUGAUAAUUCUUCAAUUAUUGUAUCAAAUAAUGAUGAAUUACCAAGAACAACAACCACAAGAUCUCGAAUAACAUCAUCAUCGACGAAUGCAACCACAAGAACAAGAAAUAAUGACGCAACAUCACCAACAAAUGAAACUAGUAAUUAUGAUAGUAGUAUUGCACGUGUCAGAUUGAAUCGAGCGAUUGAAAUCGUUAUUGAUUCUAUUCAGUCGUUAGAAGGCGCUGUAAAUAAUUUUGAUCAACUGGUAUUUGGAUUAAUCUAUAGUCGAAUUGGAUCGAAUAAUUUCGACGGAAUUGAAGGAAUGAUACGUUUGAGUCGUAUAUUAAACUUACCCACACGUCUUACUCAAACGGAAAUUGAUUCAUUACCAAAAAUUGUUUUUGUUAAUAAAAUACCAACAUCACUGAGAAAUGAUAAUGAAAAAGAGAAAUGUCCCGUGUGUUUAACAGAAUUCGAUGAUGGUGAAACAAUUAACAAAUUACGUUGUUCUCAUAUGUUUCAUUUGAAUUGUGUAUCGAGAUGGCUUAGUUGCGAAGAUGGAAUAAUUUUAGUGUGCGAGGGCGCUGCUAGUAGGUUCUAUUUAAAUGUGGUAUCACCAUUUAUUCAAUGA